Molecule: messenger RNA, 763 nt
Organism: Ruditapes philippinarum (Manila clam)
Lineage: Eukaryota; Metazoa; Mollusca; Bivalvia; Venerida; Veneridae
Product: rRNA-processing protein FCF1 homolog
Exons: 8
Coding region: 91-702 (203 amino acids)
Cellular component (GO): small-subunit processome; nucleolus
Source: RefSeq, a predicted model, not a curated record
UAACUGAAGGGCGAAGUACUGUAGCUGUUAAAGGCUUUUGAAGACAGCUUUCCAACCCAAUUUAUCUCCCCUUGCAGCUGCAACAACAUCAUGGCUCGAGCAAAACAGGCAAAAAAGUUUGCACAAGUCAAAAGAGUUCUUAAUCUCAGAGACUCAAGAAUUCAAGGGAAAGGUCGUGACCUGAGUAAGAAGAGAAAACAGAAGAAAAAAGGGAAAGACCAAUCUGUUAACAUGACUCAGAGGAACUUGCCACAGGCAUCCACAGCAUUAUACUUCCGAUACAAUACACAACUAGGACCACCAUAUCAUGUAUUGAUUGAUACCAACUUUAUCAACUUCUCUAUAAAGAAUAAAGUUGAUAUUAUACAAGGCAUGAUGGAUUGUCUGUAUGCAAAAUGUAUACCAUACAUCACAGACUGUGUUCUUGCAGAAUUGGAGAAACUGGGAUCCAAAUACAGAGUUGCACUCAGGAUUGCACGAGAUGCACGGUUUGAGAGAUUACCUUGUUUACAUAAAGGAACAUACGCUGAUGACUGUAUUGUACAAAGAGUAAUGCAGCACAAAUGCUACAUUGUUGCAACAUGUGAUAAAGAUUUGAAGAGAAGAAUUAGAAAGAUACCUGGUGUACCUAUAAUGUACCUUCAACAACAUAGAUAUUCAAUAGAAAGAAUGCCAGAUGCAUAUGGUGCACCUAAAACAUAAUGAGGGUAACUGGCUGAAUUUUUGUGUUAAUCAUCUGUAAAUAAACUAUUUGUUGCACUCA